Messenger RNA from Saccoglossus kowalevskii, 1025 nucleotides. RefSeq lists its product as uncharacterized. Lineage: Eukaryota; Metazoa; Hemichordata; Enteropneusta; Harrimaniidae. Gene Ontology annotation, biological process: protein O-linked glycosylation via fucose. Gene Ontology annotation, molecular function: peptide-O-fucosyltransferase activity. The record is from RefSeq and is a predicted model, not a curated record.
UUGGAACGUUGGGCGGAGAUUGUUAUUUCUGUGGAUGGAUAAAGCUAACACAGGAGGAGACAUUCUUCUGAAAAAGAAACACAAGAUUUGGACACAGACACGUGUCUUCCUGUGGAACAUAAACAUCAGCGGGCCAUGUGGACAGUUCCGCUUUUUCAGGACUGGCAUUGCAGCUGCUAUAUAUCUCAACCGAUCUAUUGUGACCAUACCAUUCCAUAACAACCACCUUUUUAAUGUCAGCAAAAAACGUAGCAUUGAUGAGACAUUUGACUUGACAAAACUACGAACAAUUGUGGAUUUAGCAACACCUGACGAGUUUCUGAGUGAGUGUGGCCGACACUUUAAACCAGAAAACGUGUUAUUGGGACCAUAUUUUGUAACAUUGGCUGAUUCAAUAACACUGAAAAGUUAUAGUACUGCUCGAUCGUUUUUUCAAAGAGUUAUGAAUAUCAACUUACCAGAGUCAGAUGAUGUCGUGAAAUAUCAAGACAACCUAGCUAAAAACCGGGCAAAUUCCAGUCCAGUUGAAGUUUCUAGCAAAGUCAGAUGUAUCAUAUACUUAGCACAGUCGAAAUUUGGAGACAAAUUUGAACAAGCAAAGUGUGAUCGCAAAAUUGCCGGUUCUUUUGCUAGAGCACCGUAUGUACGCCAUGCCGCGGAUAUUGCAGUCCAACAGAUUUCUGAUGGGUCACCGUAUGCAGUAAUUCACUGGCGAAAUAAAUCGGGUGAGAUUUGUUUGAAUCCUUCUUCACACCUAUGCAAUGGUUCAAAGUGGCAAGACGAUUUAAAGAUCACGAAUAAGUAUAGUGACGUCAUUGCAGAGGCCAUUAAGAAAAGUUUGAAAGACCAGAACAUCACUAUUCUAUAUGUAGCAGCGCCCCCAUACCCUCAUAAAAUGCUUUUGCAUUUGAAGAAAAAAGUUCCAAAUAUGAAGACAGAAAACGAUAUAACCUUGCCAGGAGAGAUGAAUAAAUUAAAAGAAGAUAAUUAUGUGUGGUCAUUAAUAGAACAGGAGAUAGCAGAAA